AUGGCGGCGGCGGCGGAGGAGGCCCGGCUGCUGGCCUGGCUGCGCGGCCCGGCGGCGGCGGGGCCCGGCGGCCCCGAGCUCUCCGCCUACGUGGCCGAGCUGGCGGCGCUGGGGCUGGCGGAGCUGGGCCGGGAGCCGGCGCGGCUGGCGGCGGAGCGGGCGCGGGUGGGGGCGGAGACGCGCCGCCUGGCCUUCGAGCACUACCGGGCCUUCAUCCGCUCCGCCGAGUGCACCGGCCGCGCCGGCCGCGGCUUCGGCGGCAUCGAGAGCCGCCUCGGUAGCCUGCUAGGCCGCCUGCCCGCCCUCCAGGACGCCUGCCGGAACUUCAUGCGCGAUGCCGAGGAGAUCGCCUGCAGCCGGCGCAUGAACAGCCUGACGCUGAACCGGCAUACGGAGAUCCUGGAGAUCCUGGAGAUCCCGCAGCUCAUGGACACCUGUGUCCGCAACGGCUACUACGAGGAGGCGCUGGAGCUCGCUGCCUACGUGCGCCGGCUGGAGAAGAAGCACAGCAGCAUCCCCGUGAUCCAGGGCAUCGUGGACGAGGUGCGCCAGUCCACCCAGCUGAUGCUGAACCAGCUCAUCCAGCAGCUCCGCACCAACAUCCAGCUGCCAGCCUGCCUGCGGGUCAUCGGCUACCUGCGGCGCAUGGACGUCUUCACGGAGGCCGAGCUGCGCAUCAAGUUCCUGCAGGCGCGGGAUGCCUGGCUGCGCUCCAUCCAGGCCUCCAUCCCCGAGGACGACCCCUACUUCCACAUCACCAAGACCAUCGAGGCCUGCCGCGUCCACCUCUUCGACAUCGUCACCCAGUAUCGCGCCAUCUUUUCCGACGAGGAGCCGCUCCUGCCCCCCGAGGGGCAGACCCUCAAUGAGGGGGCCAUCUUCCACAGCUGGGUGCUGCAGAAGGUCUCUGAGUUCCUGCGGACGCUGGAGCACGAUCUCCGGCGCGGGGUGGGCGGCCGCCUGGACUCGCUGCUGGGACAGUGCAUGUACUUUGGCCUCUCCUUCAGCAGGGUGGGGGCCGAUUUUCGCGGGCAGCUGGCCCCCCUCUUCCAGCGCGUGGCCGCUGCCACUUUCAGGAAGGCAGUGGAGGAGGCGGUGGAGAAGUUUCGGGAGGAGAUGAAUUCCUACACACUCAUCUCCGCCCCGGCCGUCCUGGGGAGCAGCGCAGGGGUGCCGGUGCCCGCAGCCCAGCCGGGGACGCUGCAGCCACCCAUGGUGCUGCUGGACUUCCCGCCUCUCGCCUGCUUCCUCAACGGCCUCCUCGUCGCCUUCAAUGACCUGCGGCUCUGCUGUCCUGUCGCCCUGGCCCAGGAUGUCACCGCCUGCCUGGAGGACGCGCUCGGCGAGGUGACCAAAACCAUCCUGGCCUUCCACCGUGCGGAGGAGGCGGCUUUCAGCGGGCGGGAGCAGGAGCUCUUUGCCCAGUUCUGCAUGGCCUUCCUGGAGGACCUGCUGCCUUACCUCAACCGCUGCCUCCAGGUCCUCUUUCCCCCGGCACAGAUCGCGCAGGCGCUGGGUGUCCCCCCCACCCAGCUGCAGCGUUUCGGCCGCCUGGGCCGCAUCGAGGUGGUCGCCCUCAGGGAGCCGCUGGCUUUCCUCCUGCCGGCGCCGGGCGAGGAGGAACCGGCCCAGGAGAUCACCCCACCCCUUCCCGCUCCGCCUGCUCGUCAACCCCGCGUGGACGAGCGCGGGGAGCCGGUGAGCUGGGAGGCGACGGGCUGGGCCGCCCGCGUCAUCCAGCACGAGAUGGACCACCUGGACGGGAUCCUCUACAUCGACCGGAUGGACGCCCGCACCUUCACCAACGUCGCCUGGAGGGAGCUCCUGGACUGACG
This is a messenger RNA of Gavia stellata (red-throated loon), 1835 nucleotides long. RefSeq names its product component of oligomeric golgi complex 8 (gene COG8). Gene Ontology annotation, biological process: intra-Golgi vesicle-mediated transport. Gene Ontology annotation, molecular function: peptide deformylase activity. The transcript is spliced from 7 exons. The record is from RefSeq and is a predicted model, not a curated record. Lineage: Eukaryota; Metazoa; Chordata; Aves; Gaviiformes; Gaviidae. Gene Ontology annotation, cellular component: COG complex. The coding region runs from base 1 to 1833 and encodes 610 amino acids.